AUGGGAUCUACACAGAGUAGCACAGCCUAUCAGAUGGUCAAGAUGAACAAGACUGGAUCCAAGGUAGUGCUUUCAGCACAGAAAGGGUCUCAGGUUACUAAGACAACCCCUCAGCAGGGACAUUGGUACUUUCUUGCCUCAAGCCAGCCAAGCGCUACAGUCUCCCUGAGCCCAUCAUCCCAUCGAAGAGCUGACCCUGGGCAUCCUAUCACUCCCAGUUUGGUGUCAGAGUAUUCUCGACCUGUCUCCCCCGAGUCAGGGCCCAGCUUCUGUGGAGCAUCCAUCCCUAAGGGAACUGAAGCCCGAUCAAAAUCAAAAGUAUACCACCAUCCUUCUCUUGCAAGGAAGGUCCAGCAAACUCAGACGUCAGCUUCUCACGCUACCCAGAUGCCGGGGAAUGUCAGUCCAUCCAGACACGAAUCAACACAAAGAGGGGCUGAGAGCAAGUCAGGGUGUGAUAGCAGUAAUCGCCACUCAUUAACCGCGGAUAGGAAAUCUCACCGGUUGAGUUUUAUAGACCAGAAGGAUAAUUUACAGAUCUUACAAGAAGAUCCACCCUCCAAAGUCCAGUAUCCACAAGGGGUCAGAGUUCCCUACAGGCCUAUGGUUUGCCCAAAGGAUAAAGCAGUUCAAACUGAGCCCAUCCGAAAGAGUUCAAGAGCAAGUCUAGGUGUUGAAAUGAAAUCUGCUGCUCAGAUGAGAUCUCCAAUGAGACCCUCUAGCCCAAAACAUGCCAGCAGCCACAUCUCUGCCAACUGUCAGAGAGCCCGGAGAAGGAUCCCCGGUCAAGAGUCUGAAAUGGGUCAUCACAGCUCAGUGUACACUGAACCCAAGGCACUGCGUAGGAAAAUGAACUUGGAAUCCCUCAGACUCUCUGUCCUUAAAGAUUUGGAUGGUGAACACCAAGUUUGUGUUCGUCCAGGGCCAGAGUGUAUCCGCAAGCCGUCUGCCUACACUGAAACCAGGCCCUCCUCAGAGGUCUUAGUGUCAUCAGAAGUGGAGUCCAGCAUGAAGUCCUCAAUCCGAGGAGACAGCGAGGUGGGCCGCAGGGUCACCAUCUCCCCAAGGGGACAGUCAGUUCACCGUGUGACAUUUCGAGCAGUGCCUGAGAGGCCCCACAGAUCUGCGUAUCCAGAACCCUCCCAAAAGCCCUCUCUCCAUGCAGAACUGGAACUGACCCCUCGGCCCUUACCCCCUCGGUCCUUACCGAAGUAUGGGCCUGACUCCUCGUGGUGGGCUCUACUCAGUCUUGACGCUGAAACGUGCCAAAGCCGGCCAACAGCACCUGAUUUCAAGCCUAAGUGUCCUCCUGCCCGAGACCUUUUAUCGCCCUUCUUUGAAACGGACUCAGGCCCUUUCUGUAAGGAUCAGAUGUUCCAGAGAGAGAAGGCAAGUCCGUCACUGCCACCAGCACCAGCACCAAAGGAGUCUCCAAACCGGGCACCAUUGAGGGAAGUGCCGCAGGCCCCCAAGCACGCCUCCAAAAAACCCAUUCAAUGGUUCAGUGCUUUCAUCCUGGAUGUCUCUGAGGAAAUGCACAAUCAUGUCAUCUGGUGGCUAAAUGGUCUGUGCUUUUCCCUCCUGGGGGUCCACCUGGGAGCACUCCAGCCCUGUUCAGCAGCAGAGCUGCUCCACAGAAGCCGGGAAGAGAAGACAGGCAUCUGGGCCUGCUGGUUUUCUCUGGCUCUGUGGAAGUGGGAUGGCAUGGAGGUGGGCCGGGUAGUCCUGGCCAAGCAUGAGAGCACUAGGCCCUCCUCAGCCUGUCCCCCAGGCUGCAUGGCCCACAGGUGGUUGCAGAAUGGAGACCGUGGUGCUGGUGUCCAAGGCCUUUGGUUCCUCUGCUCUGGGAAUGGAUGA
Molecule: messenger RNA, 1857 nt
Organism: Manis javanica (Malayan pangolin)
Lineage: Eukaryota; Metazoa; Chordata; Mammalia; Pholidota; Manidae
Source: RefSeq, a predicted model, not a curated record